GAGCGCGCGGCCCCGCAUCCGGGGAUCCCGGCGCGGCCGCCGCCUCCCGCGCACACACGGCCAUGGCGGAGGCCUCCUCACUGGAGAGGCAGAGCCCUGGUGCGGCCUCCUGCCUGCCUCACAGUCUGUGCCCCGGGGAGCCCAGCUUGCAGACCACAGCAGUGGUGUCCAUGGGCUCUGCAGACCAUCAGUUCCACCUGGCGGAGAUCCUGUCACAGAACUACGGCGUCCGGGAGGAGCACGAGGGUGCAGCGCGGGGCCCAGAGAAGCCGGAGGAGGAGCUGGAGAAGGACUUCGUCUCCCAGAGCAGCGACAUGCCCCUUGACGAGCUGCUGGCCUUGUAUGGCUACGAGACCUCGGACCCCAUCUCGGAGCACGAGAGUGAGGGCAGUGAUGCUGCAGCCCACCUGCCCGACAUGACCCUAGACAAGGACCAAAUAGCGAAGGAUUUGCUUUCAGGGGAAGAAGAGGAAGAAACACAGUCCUCAGCCGAUGACCUCACCCCAUCUGUGACCUCCCACGAGGCCUCCGACCUUUUCCCUAGUCAGAGUGGAUCCUGCUUCCUGGCUGAUGCGGACAAGGAGCCUGGCUCCUCCAGCUCAUCAGAUGCUGAGGAGGACCCACUUCCUGCCAACAAGUGUAAGAAGGAAAUCAUGGUUGGGCCUCAGUUCCAAGCUGACCUCAGCAACUUGCACUCGAACCGGCAUGGUGAGAAGAUCUACGAGAACGAAGACCAGCUGCUCUGGGACCCCAACAUCCUUCCCGAGAGGGAAGUGGAGGAGUUCCUGUACCGGGCGGUGAAGCGGAGGUGGCACGAGAUGGCUGGGUCUCAGCUUCCGGAGGGAGAGGCUGUGAAGGACAGCGAGCAGGCGCUGUACGAGCUGGUGAAGUGCAAUUUCAAUGCAGAGGAGGCCCUGCGGAGGCUGCGGUUCAACGUGAAGGUGAUCCGAGACGGGUUGUGCGCCUGGAGUGAGGAGGAGCGCCGCAACUUCGAGCAUGGCUUCCGCGUGCAUGGCAAGAACUUCCACCUGAUCCAGGCCAACAAGGUGCGCACGCGGUCAGUGGGCGAGUGUGUGGAGUACUAUUACCUGUGGAAGAAGUCCGAGCGCUACGACUACUUCUCUCAGCAGACACGGCUAGGCCGCCGGAAGUACGGCCCAUCAGGAAACACGGAUGCCGACCAGGACCUGGAGGGCAGUGACCCCGACGGCCCUGGCCGCCCCCGCUCCUCGCCACCCCUGCCCCUGCCUGCCGCUGCCCACGGCCCGGGUCCUGAGCAUGACCGCUUGGCCCGGAUGCACGCGGAGCCCCUGAGCAUGGGCAGCGGCAUGUCCGGGAAUCUUGGCGAGCCUGGGGAGGUCCUUGAUGUACCCCCAUCCUCGGAGCCAGGGCCUCGUUCGUUCCCGCCACUGGACGAGCCCUCAGCUUUGCCCUUGCCUCGGCGGCCCCCAGCCCUGGCUGAGCCGGCCUUCUUCUCGCCUGCCACGGCCGCUCCAGAGCCCGGUGCCAGCCCAAGGUUGGCCGUGGACUUGACCUUGCCUGAGGAGCUGCCACUCGUCUCCAGCCACGAGGACACUGAUGGAGAGCCUGAGGAGGCCGUGGGCCCUCCGCAAGUGGCCUUGUCAGUGGCCGAGUUUGGACUCAUCGGCAUCGGGGACGUGAACCCCUUCCUGACCUCCCACCCGGCAUGCCCGGCCCCCGGGCUGCACUCGGAGCCCCUGUCACACUGUAACGUGAUGACCUGUUGAUCCCUGGCCACAGGCGGGCAUGUAGCUGGACUGGACUUGGGGCCACUGUGAGGCCUGCCUGUCAGUCUUCCCGACCCCUCCCUUUUUUGCGGGCCUUGGGUGGCGUCUCUUCUGCUCAGAACUCUUCGAGGACCAGGGUGAGCGGGGCCCUCCCAUGCCACACACCACGUGACCCAGGCUCCACGCCCAGCCUGGGAUCCAUCAGGCGGCCGGGCAUGGAGGGCCAGCCUGUCCAGCAGCAGAGGCCCUGCCAGGGACAGGGGAGACGGGCCGGACGCCGCCCCACCAGCAGCCUCUGCCGGGCACCCUCAGCGCUCUGCUCACUCGUCUCUUGCGCCCGGCUGGACCAUGGGCCGCCCCAGCCCAGGCUCGGGGCAGCUGCUACUCGGUGCCAAACCCCGUGGGGCGCAGAGCCAUAUACCUCGAUGCUGGCCCUGCCCUGCUGUCCGCCCGCUCUCCACUUCAGGAAAAGCUGCACUUUACGCACCCCACCCCCACCCCCUGGGUCCUUGGCUGCCUCGGGUGUGGGUCUGAGGACACGGGACUCACACCUCUUGGCACUGAGGCCCUGUCCGAGCUGCACCGGGGGCCCGGCUCCAGCCCAUUUCCCUGACCGAGGAGGUUGUGUUUUUGUUGAGGUCCCAGCAGGACCGCUGGGGUCCUGGGCUUUCUCCUCCGCAGCCGCCUUGUUUUAUUUAUGUUUCUGUUUACAAAUGGGAGUGGGGUCCUCUGGGGGCAGGGCAGCGCUCCCACCCCGUGUCACCAGGGGGCUUUGGCGCGAGCCAUCCACAGGGCUGGACUCGACCUUCCCUUGCCCCACCAAGGACCACACUGUGAAGUGACACUGCCUUGACCCCCUUGCUGUUUUAUUUAUUAAACUUGGUUUGAAGCCCCA
Messenger RNA from Cervus elaphus (red deer), 2643 nucleotides. It is a transcript of the gene MIER2, whose product is annotated as MIER family member 2. Lineage: Eukaryota; Metazoa; Chordata; Mammalia; Artiodactyla; Cervidae. The record is from RefSeq and is a predicted model, not a curated record. The transcript has 14 exons. Gene Ontology annotation, biological process: negative regulation of transcription by RNA polymerase II. Gene Ontology annotation, cellular component: nucleoplasm. Gene Ontology annotation, molecular function: transcription corepressor activity; histone deacetylase binding. Bases 63 to 1748 code for a protein of 561 amino acids.